AGCAUUUUCUCCCUCAUGGAGAGCAGGGUCAGGAAAGCCAAGUGUUGUUGACCGAAAGACCGGAUUCCCUUUUAACAAGCCAACAUUGCGCUGUGAGGAAGAGAGUGAGGGACUGCUAAGCGCUGGAAUGAAGGGCAGCAACACACAGAGACACACAUGCUGCCGGCAGCACCAGCACAUCAGCCGCACACACUAAUAUAUCACGCCACUAUACAAUCUCUGGGUUUCGGUCAGUUACAACCUGUGUGCGUGCGUGUGCUGCAUGCAGGACUUGGACACCCCUACUCAGGCCAUGUGGUGCGGCCCAGGAAGUGACGUCACCCAAACAUGGCGGCGCCCUGUCCGCUGGAGCGGUAGCGAUGUACGGCGUGAUAGUACGGCCGCGGUACGCUGGAAAGCGGUGUAUGAUGGCGAAGAGUACGCAGCAGUGAAGCUACUCCUUAGAUUGGACCAACGUGUUUUGUGAUAAGUGGCCACUGUCUGUCUGUGAAUAUGAAGACUGUUUUCAUGGUAGCAGAGAAGCCUUCAUUGGCUCAGUCUAUUGCCAAAAUCCUUUCUAAAGGUUCUACUUCCUCUCGAAAGGGUUUAAAUGGUGCCUGUUCCGUACAUGAGUACACAGGAUCAUUCAUGGGACAGAGUGCUCGUUACAAGAUGACAUCCGUCUGUGGCCAUGUAAUGAGCUUGGACUUCAUAGGGAAAUAUAACAACUGGGACAAAGUGGACCCAGCAGAGUUGUUCAGCAAAGCUCCUACAGAGAAGAAAGAGGCCAACCCUAAACUCAGCAUGGUAAAGUUCUUACAGGUGGAAGGGCGUGGAUGUGACUAUGUUGUCUUGUGGCUGGACUGUGACAAGGAAGGAGAGAAUAUCUGCUUUGAGGUACUGGAUGCAGUACUGCCAGUGAUGAAUAGAACACAUGGAGAGGAUCGUACUGUAUAUCGCGCCAAGUUUAGCUCCAUCACCGAUACAGAUAUUAUGAAUGCCAUGAACAGGUUGGGGGAGCCCAACAAGAAUGAAGCCCUUUCUGUGGAUGCCAGACAGGAGCUGGACCUCAGGAUUGGCUGUGCAUUCACCAGGUUUCAGACAAAGUAUUUUCAAGGCAAAUAUGGCAACCUGGACAGUUCAUUAAUAUCAUUCGGUCCCUGCCAGACCCCCACAUUGGGAUUCUGUGUGGAGAGGCAUGAUAAGAUUCAAUCCUUCAAACCUGAAACCUACUGGGUCCUUCAAGUCAAGGUGAGUCGCAGACAGGAGCAGCCUCUUAGUCUGGAUUGGGAUCGUGUUCGGGUAUUUGACAGAGAAAUAGCUCAGAUGUUCCUAAACAUCACAAAGACAAGCAGAGAGGCCAAGGUGGAAUCUGUCAGCAAGAAGGAAAAGGCCAAGCAGAGACCCCAGGCGUUGAACACAGUGGAAAUGUUGCGUGUAGCCAGUUCAGCUUUGGGAAUGGGUCCUCAGCAUACUAUGCAGAUUGCAGAGCGACUAUACACCCAGGGUUACAUCAGCUAUCCCCGCACAGAGACCACUCACUACCCUGAGAACUUUGACCUGAAGGGGACCCUGAGGCAGCAGGCCAACAAUCCAUUCUGGGCUGAGACAGUUAAAGCUUUACUUGCUGAAGGUAUUAACCGUCCCAGGAAAGGAACAGAUGCUGGAGAUCACCCACCGAUUACCCCCAUGCGUUCAGCGACAGAGGCAGAGCUGGGUGGUGACGCAUGGCGGCUAUAUGAAUAUAUAACCCGACAUUUCAUUGCUACCAUAAGUCAUGACUGCAAAUAUCUCCAGACAAGUAUUGCUUUCAUUGUGGGCCCUGAACGAUUCACGACCACCUGCAAGGAGGUGAUAUCUCCCGGGUUCACUGAAAUUAUGCCUUGGCAAGGUAUUCCGAAGGAAGAGAGUUUUCAGCCUUGUGAGAGUGGGGACAAGUUUAGUGUGGAUGAGGUGAAGCUGCUAGAGAAACAGACGUGCCCUCCGGAUUACCUGACUGAGGCAGAACUCAUCACCCUAAUGGAAAAGCAUGGCGUUGGUACGGAUGCCAGCAUCCCCGUGCACAUCAACAAUGUCUGUCAGCGCAAUUAUGUAACAGUAGAAAGUGGGCGCAGACUGAAGCCUACCAGCUUGGGCAUUGUACUAGUGCACGGCUAUUAUAAGAUAGACCAGGAGCUGGUUCUACCAACUAUUCGCAGUGCAGUCGAGAAGCAACUCAAUUUGAUCGCUCAUGGGAAAGCAAAUUUCCAGCAAGUCUUGGAUCACACUCUGGAUAUCUUCAAAAGAAAGUUUCACUACUUUGUGGACUCCAUUGCAGGAAUGGACGAGUUAAUGGAAGUUUCCUUCUCACCCUUGGCUGCCACUGGCAAACCCCUGUCUCGCUGUGGUAAAUGUCAUCGCUUUAUGAAGUAUAUACAGGCCAAGCCCAGCCGUCUGCAUUGCUCCCACUGUGAUGAGACCUAUAGCCUGCCCCAAAAUGGGACCAUCAAGCUGUACAAAGAGUUGCGCUGUCCUCUGGACGACUUUGAACUUGUGCUGUGGUCUUCAGGGUCGAGAGGGAAAAGCUAUCCACUGUGCCCGUACUGUUACAACCACACACCUUUCAGAGACAUGAAGAAAGGAAUGGGGUGCAAUGAGUGCACUCACCCGACCUGCCAACACUCACUAAGUAUGCUUGGGAUUGCCCAGUGUGUGGAAUGCGAGAAUGGGGUGAUGGUCCUGGACUCGACCUCUGGUCCUAAAUGGAAGAUGUCUUGUAACAAGUGUAAUGUCAUUGUACACUUCUUUGAGAAUGCUCACAGGGUGCGAGUGUCUGCAGACACCUGUGAGGUGUGUGAUGCCGCCCUUGUGCAUGUAGACUUCAACAAGACCAAGAGUCCCCUGCCUGCAGAUCAGACACAACACACUGGUUGUGUGUUUUGCGACAAUGUCUUCCAGGACCUAGUAGAGCUCAAACAUGCCACUAUGAGACACCCCAUGCACAGGGGUGGACAAGGAAGAAAACGGGGGAGAGGGAGAGGCAGAGGUCGACGAGGUACCCUUAAAAAGCCAAAGGACAAAAUGGCUGCUCUGGCAGCAUACUUUGUGUAACAGAAUCUGUAGUAUGUUUAAUAAAACAGCCAUCUUAACAAGUGCUGCAAUACAGCUUUCCUGACAGCAAUGUGAAAGGACCGCUGAAACAUUAGGUAAUAAUAUAUCGUCUGCUGCUACUGACUCAUGGUAACAGGAAACCACUCUCCGAAUUCUAACUUAUCAACAGCUUAAUAAUAACUAUAAUAAUUAUAAUUUGUGCCUUCCUUGCAAAGCAGCUUUAUUAAAGUACAUAUUCUUUUUUGUA
This is a messenger RNA of Pseudophryne corroboree (corroboree frog), 3316 nucleotides long. RefSeq names its product DNA topoisomerase III beta (gene TOP3B). Gene Ontology annotation, biological process: DNA topological change. Gene Ontology annotation, molecular function: DNA binding; DNA topoisomerase type I (single strand cut, ATP-independent) activity. The transcript is spliced from 18 exons. The record is from RefSeq and is a predicted model, not a curated record. Bases 493 to 3069 code for a protein of 858 amino acids. NCBI's taxonomy places the organism in Eukaryota, Metazoa, Chordata, Amphibia, Anura, Myobatrachidae. Gene Ontology annotation, cellular component: nucleus.